UCACCAUGAACAGCUGUCUGAAGAGUUAUUCGACUUUUGGACUUUCGUGGCGAUCGGCGAGAGAUUGCAGCUAAACCAUCUAUAAUUUAUUUUUGCAAUUACUUCUUAUUUUUUUAAACUACAAUGUUCAGUUCCAAUGCAAGGAAUCUUAUUCGCAGCAGUUUGAUCAACCGCUGCAAGAGCACCUUGGUGGUUGCUGAGCAUAAUAAUGAGGCACUAAAUCCGAUUACAUUAAACACCAUCUCCGCUGCGAAGAAGAUCGGCGGUGAUGUCACAGUAUUGGUAGCUGGCACCAAAUGUGGUCCGGCAUCUGAAGCACUUGCCAAGGUCGAAGGUGUUGCUAAAGUGUUGGUGGCAGAGAACGCAGCUUUCAAGGGUUUCACUCCGGAAUCUAUCACACCUCUGGUGCUGGCAGCUCAAUCGCAAUUCAAGUUUACACAUAUAUUGGCUGGCGCCACCGCGUUUGGAAAAAAUGUACUUCCACGCGUAGCAUCUAAAUUGGAUGUAUCGCCUAUUUCAGAAAUUAUCGAUGUAAAGAGCGAAGACACCUUUGUGCGUACUAUUUACGCUGGCAAUGCCAUAUUGACGCUACGCUCCACAGAUCCCGUUAAAGUGAUAACCGUACGUGGUACGAAUUUCGCACCUGCCGCUGCUACUGGUGGUAGCGGCGCCGUAGAACCCGCACCAACUGGAGAUUAUGCCUCCCAAUUGAGUGAAUUUGUUUCGCAAGAACUUACUAAAUCCGAUCGUCCAGAGUUGACUGGUGCCAAAGUGAUUGUGUCUGGUGGACGUGGUUUGAAAUCUGGCGAUAACUUUAAACUACUUUAUGACCUGGCUGAUAAAUUUGGUGCUGCUGUCGGUGCUUCCCGUGCUGCAGUUGAUGCUGGCUAUGUGCCCAACGAUCUGCAAAUUGGUCAAACAGGCAAAAUUGUCGCACCCGAGUUAUAUAUCGCUGUCGGCAUCUCAGGUGCCAUUCAGCACUUGGCUGGCAUGAAAGACUCAAAGACAAUCGUGGCUAUAAACAAAGAUCCUGAAGCGCCAAUCUUCCAGGUGGCAGAUAUUGGUUUGGUGGCGGAUCUUUUCAAAGCUGUGCCAGAGUUGACAGGGAAAUUGUAAGGCUACAAUGUCGACAUUAAUCAUCUGAUAUAAACCGUAGUGCAUUUAUUUUAUUUUUUUUCUAAACAAAAAUUUACCAACCAUUUCUUUAUAAUUAGAUACGAUUUAAUUUUUUUCUAUUUUGUAUACAACGUAUGUAUGUUAGUUCGCAUUCAUCAUGUAGCAUACUAUGCGCACCCAAGAAAUACUUUUUGCUUAAGAAUAAAAUUGAAAACCCCUUAUAUUAUCUAGA
Molecule: messenger RNA, 1348 nt
Organism: Bactrocera tryoni
Lineage: Eukaryota; Metazoa; Arthropoda; Insecta; Diptera; Tephritidae
Gene: wal
Product: electron transfer flavoprotein subunit alpha, mitochondrial
Exons: 4
Coding region: 124-1116 (330 amino acids)
Cellular component (GO): mitochondrion
Molecular function (GO): flavin adenine dinucleotide binding; electron transfer activity
Source: RefSeq, a predicted model, not a curated record